Messenger RNA from Lates calcarifer (barramundi perch), 2456 nucleotides. RefSeq names its product solute carrier family 25 member 24, like (gene slc25a24l). Gene Ontology annotation, molecular function: ATP transmembrane transporter activity; calcium ion binding. The record is from RefSeq and is a predicted model, not a curated record. The coding region runs from base 723 to 2075 and encodes 450 amino acids. NCBI's taxonomy places the organism in Eukaryota, Metazoa, Chordata, Actinopteri, Centropomidae. The transcript has 10 exons. Gene Ontology annotation, biological process: transmembrane transport.
UACUAACGGACAACUACCCAGGUACCCAGAUUAGCUGAGUAUCUGAAACAUGAGAUUAUUUAAGUGAAACAUCUAGAAACACUUUUCUUCAUAUGUGAGAUAUUAAUUCAUAUAUGAUAAACACGUUACUUCAUACAUUGUGUUUUGUUUUGCUUUUUACAUUUUUCUUUAACACUGUUUUUUGUCGUUCUUCACUCUUUUUGUUUGUUUGUUUUUUGUGAGUGUUUGGUCGUGUAAAGCGUAAGUUAUUUAUGACAGAAUAAACAAUCCAAUAAACACAAAAAAACAAUAUCCUACAAUAUUAUCCAGACCUUUCCUGUUGUGUCCACCUCGCUCAACACAAGAGGUUUAUUUUUUCUCAAUUUUUAUUUAUUCAUUUGUUCUUACAACCCACCGUCUGUCUCUGGAAACUCUGUCACCAGGUCCACAAAUAGAAGAGAGGGCACAGUGGUGACUGAAGAUGAUGAUGAUGGUCAUGAUGAUUAUGAUGGGGGGGAUGUGGUCGCCUCUCCUGCAGCCACAGCGCCCCCUGCUGCACCACAGAGACAGUGGUAACACUGCACCGGCUCUGGGCCCUGACAGUGAGUCAGCGUCGGUGCAAAGCUGCAGGUUCAUGAUCUCUGAUAAUUAUCAAUGCUUUACAUCGGUCCUGAAAAAGCAGGGUAAAGCAAGCUGCUGCAAUUAGCUGAUUGUUUUGAUUAAAAAAAAAAAAAAUCUAAACCAUGGAUCAGUUUCGAGGAUUAUUUGUCAAACUGGACCAAAACAAAGAUGGAUUCAUUUCGGUGGCAGAGCUCCACGACGAAAUGAGGAGACAUGGGAUCCUCUCAGCUGAUGGCAAGGCCCAGAAUAUCAUUGAUUCUUAUGACAAAGACAAAGAUGGGCUGUUGGAUUAUAAAGAGUUCCUCAGCUACAUGAUGGACAGAGAGAGGAAAUGGAAAAUCUACUUUCAUGACCUUGACAAGAACAACUGUGGGGUGAUUGACCAGGAGGACAUCAUAUGUUUGUUUAAGGAGUUAGGAGUGGUCAUUUCAAAGCCGAAUGCAAAAAAAAUAAUACAAAUGAUGGAUAAGGACAGCUCCAUGACUGUGGACUGGGGCGAGUUCCUGCACCAUGUCAUCCUCAACCCUGUGGACAACAUCGGGGAGCUGGUGACCUCGUGGAAACACCAGCUGGUUUUUGAUGUGGGGGAAAGCCGUGCGAUGCCCCUUGAAUUCCCAGAGGAGGCGUCUGGUUUUGGUGUGUGGAGGACGUUUGUUCUGGCAGCAGGACUGGCAGAUGCUGUGUCCCGGACUGUGACGGCACCCAUCGACCGCCUUAAGACCCAACUUCAGGUUCAUGGAUCCAAGGCCUUCUCCCAAGGCUUUCGGGAGAUGAGAGCAGGCGGUCUGCAGUCGAUGUGGCAGGGCAACACUGUUAACAUGCUGAAAGGAACGCCACAGUCAACGCUACAGUGUCUUAUCUACGCCCAGAUGAAGGUGUACACCCAGAACAGAACCCAGGAGACUCUGACGGUGCAGCAGCGUUUCGGGUUGGGCUGCGUCUCCGGUGCCAUCGCUCACGCUGCCUUCUACCCUUUAGAGGUGUUGAAGGUGAGGCUGAACCUGCAGCAAGCUGGCACUUAUUACGGCGUCGCGGCCUGCGCCCGAUCCAUUUACAGACACGAGUCUUUGUCCUCCUUUUACAGAGGAUUCAAGCCGAGCAUCCUCUGUAUGAUCCCCUAUGCAGGUGUGGAGUGUGCAGUUCAUCAGUCGAUCAUGAACUGGGCAAAGAGUGAUCCGGCCUACAACAGUGACUCCAAACUGUUUUUCUUCAGUUUUGUGGCCUUUGCCUCUGGACAGAUGACCAGUUACCCUCUGGCAGUGAUCCGCACUCAGCAGCAAGCACAGGCUUUCAGCUCGGAUUCGCGCCAGGCUUCAGGCGUUUUACAAGGACUUAUGGGGAUUUAUGAAAGACAUGGAAUUAGAGGAUAUUAUAACGGCAUGGGAGCCAGCUUCGUCAGGGCUGUUCCAUGUGCUCUGAUAAAUUACACUUUAACUAGAAAAUUUGAAAAUCUGUUUUCUUCCAUGGAGUCUUGAGAGUUAGCAAAGAGGUUGCUGUUUUCUUCGCAUGCUGAACUGUUACUUUCAAACAGGGAUGUGAUCAAGAACACAAAUAAAAAACUGUGAACUCUUAUUAAGUGAACUGAGUGCUCAAAAAAUAACAACUCCUGAAAUAAAAUGCAAGUGUCAAGUCUGCCAGACAUGUAUUAUCUUGUGAUUCAACCUUUAAUACCUCUGUAGCUUUGUUUUUUUUAACCACUGACUAAGAGCCUAAACCACACAGAAUGCUGGUGCAUGGUUGACUCGAAAUUUACAAUGUGACUGAAGUGUAAUAACUGCCCACUUAAGACUGAACUGUGUAAAUGUGGACAUGUGUUAAAGUGGGAGCUGUAUAAUAAAAGAGAGCAUUUUAUUUAA